AUGAUCGUUGCAGUAAUCGGAACAGGCGUCAUCGGGUCAAGCUGGGCCUGCCUGUUCCUCGCAAAGGGCCUUAGGGUCAUCCUUACUGAUCCAGCACCAUUCGCAAAGCAGGAUUUCGCCCGAUUUCUGGAGACCACCUGGGAAGUCAUACCGAAGAACGAGAUUGCUGCAGGUGCAUCAAAGGAGAAUUACCAAUUUACGAAUGAUAUCCUGCCCUAUUUGAACGAGGUUGACUUUGUUCAGGAGAAUGGCCCAGAAAGAAUCGAGAUCAAAACCAAAUUAAUCUCCCAAAUCGACGCACACACCAGAUCCAACGUUAUCAUCGCAUCCUCGUCUUCCGGCAUCCCAGCGUCCCAGUUCGUGCACGAGUGUAAAGUCAAUCCAUCGCGCGUCCUGAUCGCACACCCAUUCAACCCUCCCCACCUCCUCCCUCUGGUAGAAAUCAUUCCACACCCCGGCUCCAGCAAUUCCUCAAUAACAAAGGCCUUGGAAUUCUACAAGGCUCUAGGCAAAACCCCCAUCACUCUCAACCACGAAGUCCCCGGCUUCGUCGCGAACAGACUCCAAGCCGCCCUCAACAACAAAGCCUACAGCUUAGUUAGUCGGGGCGUUAUUUCGGCGCAGGACCUGGAUACCGCGGUUACGAAUGGGCCAGGAUUGCGUUGGGCGUUGAAUGGGCCCUUCCAGACGAAUGCACUGGGUGGGGAUGGCGGGACGGCCGGGUUCUCGCACCGGCUGCAGCACUUGGGGUCUGAAAUACAGAAGUGGGAAAGGGAUAUGGCUGAGCAUCGGUUUGAUUGGAGCGAGGCUGCGCUGGGGAGUUUGACGGAUGCUGUCGGGGUAUACCUCGACGGUGUGGAUCCUGCUGAUGUUAAAAGGGAGCGCGAUAGGAGACUACUGCGUAUUUUGGAGUUGAAGAGAUUGUGA
Aspergillus versicolor CBS 583.65 is the source of this 927-nucleotide messenger RNA. RefSeq lists its product as uncharacterized. Gene Ontology annotation, molecular function: NAD+ binding; oxidoreductase activity, acting on the CH-OH group of donors, NAD or NADP as acceptor. The record is from RefSeq and is a predicted model, not a curated record. Bases 1 to 927 code for a protein of 308 amino acids. Lineage: Eukaryota; Fungi; Ascomycota; Eurotiomycetes; Eurotiales; Aspergillaceae. The transcript is spliced from 2 exons. Gene Ontology annotation, biological process: fatty acid metabolic process.